Molecule: messenger RNA, 874 nt
Organism: Cuscuta europaea
Lineage: Eukaryota; Viridiplantae; Streptophyta; Magnoliopsida; Solanales; Convolvulaceae
Source: the annotation of a GenBank genome assembly
UGGAAACCCCUAGCUGCCUCCUCCUCUUUUUCAAUUCUUUUCUUCUCUUCUUUCAACCUUCUUUGAUUUCAAUAAUAGAAAAACAUCUUCUCAAUCUGAUUUCAGUUUUAUUCAUCUAUUUCUUUCCCAAUGUUGUUUGGAGGUAUUAUUUUCAGUAGCAAAAUAUCGUCUGCAAAAUCUAUAUUCCCCGCCACUUUCGGUCGGGCGUUCUUGUGUGCUAAGAAGAGAUUUGCACUGACCUCUUCAUCAAUCAAAAACAUGAUUUUCUUCUGCUCUCAUAUUGAGACGGAUCGCCCUCCUCCUGAACCAUCGUCGUUCCAGGAAGAUGAGAUCAUUUGGAUUUCUUUCUUUUUGUUAGUUGGUGAAACCGGAACAAAUUCUACAGUUGAAUCCUUACCGGUGGCUGGAGAAACCAGGAUGUUUAAGAGUUCUUUUGAUAAUUAUUGUGAUCGUAGCAGGAGCAGUCUAUCUGCAGAUAGAGUCUACUUCUUUGCGGGAUUAGCAAUUCGGCUUUUUCGAUUAGAAUCGUCUGUUUCUAUGUCUCAUCCCAUUGUAGUCUUAAGCUUUAUGAUUGUAAUGUUUCUUAUCAUCUUCAUUAAUAAUAAUUAAGUUAUUUUUUUUCAAAAAAUCUAAGAGAUAAAGUCGAAUAACAACUCCCUCAUGAAGAGGAAGGCUACUUUGCCGGAUAUAUAGUUGGGCUGAUCAUGGGGGGAUUUUAGCAAUAGCUCUAUGUAAACAAAGACACGAUCACUUUUGAUCAAGUAUUCCGAUCAUUACUGUAUUCAAAGACAAAAAAUCAUAUAUUUAUUUUAGUAAUAUUUAUUAUUCAAUUUUCCUUGAUAAAUAGCUCUUGCGCGAUCCCAUCUACAAAAUG